AUGAACACGAUGGAUACAUGGAUGAAAGAGCCGCUGCGCGCACGGGGGCUGGGGUUGGCGCAGAGCGUGGGCCAAGGGAUGGAUGUGGGUGCGGGUUUGCAGAAUAUGGCAUGUACUUUGAACCUGUGCCAGCACGCUACCGGUAGAGGGGGGAAUGACGUCGGGUUGGCGGUGCUUGGCGUCGCAGAAGACAUGUUCGGGGUAGUGGCAAUACCGGAGAUGUUGUCUUCACGCGCCAGCAACACUGAGGUGGACCUCGACACGAGCAAAAUCAAGGAAUGGAAGUCGAUAAUUACUCUAAUCGUUUUCGUCUUGACGAUCUUCCUUUCAGACAUCAACGUUCUAUUCCCUUUUCACAUACCCUUCUAUAUCCCGAGAGUACUGUGGAACGGCCUCCUCAACACCCUGAGCGCCAUGCGGAUCGUUGCAUCACCGCGCCAUCCAAACCAUAUGUCUGGUGGGAAAGCUAGAACAUUCGUGCGUCUGGACUUCCCGAUGAACUUCAUCACCGCGCCUCUCAUUGCUGAUCUAUUUCUCCUCGCAACCACUGCUAUUGGCGCCAAAGAGGUAAGGGGUGGCAUCAUAGGCGAUCAAGGCAUCGUCCCCUACGACAUCAUGCUUUUCUUCCUCUCGUUGGCCUACAUUGCCAUCUCCGUGGACGCAUCUGGUCUCAUUCGCUGGCUUGCAUUCAAAGUGCUGCAAAAAGGAGGCAAAGUCGGUCGCAGACUUUACUUCUACCUGUAUGCCUUCUUCUUCGGCCUCACUGCUCUUAUUGGAAAUGAUCCGAUUAUCCUGUCUGGGACUGCGUUCCUCUCGUACAUGACACGUGUGUCAAGCAACAUCCGUCACCCAAGAGCCUGGAUUUAUACCCAGUUCGCCAUGGCAAACAUUGCAUCUGCUAUCUUGGUCUCAUCGAAUCCGACCAAUCUCGUUCUCGCUGGUGCAUUCGGAAUCACAUUCAUCAAGUACACCGCUAAUGUGAUUGUUCCCGUCAUCGCUACUGGCAUCGUACUCUACCCCUUCUUACUCUACAUACUGUUUCGCGAUGAAUCGCUCAUUCCCACAUCCAUAGAAAUGGAAGACCUCCCCGAAGAACUCAAAAGCAGAAAACCCGUCAACCCCAAUAUUCCCUUUUCCAAGGCCGAACUGGAGAUAGUCGGCAACGACUUAGGCAACGACGAAGAGGAGAAGCAACUCUCGCUAGAAGAAAUUCUGAAUCCCUUUCUGGAUCGAAAAGGUGCAAUCUUCGGUGCAGCGCUCAUGGCAGCCACCUUGGUCACUGUCUUGGCCCUCAAUGCUACUUCAGGCGGAACACACGAACGACCCGUAUACUGGGUCACCGUACCUGCAGCAGUCGUCAUGUUCCUUUUUGACCUCGGAAUGGGCUGGAUAUCCCGAGAAGAGACACGCAAAAUCGCCAACGAAGGGCGUUACCGCGCCGAAGCCGCACAGGCUGAAAGAUCCCAAUGCAGGAAAUCAGUUGCACAGCUGGACCCCUCUGGUCCUGUUAGGCCCUUGGAGAUGAUUGAGAGGGUCAAAGCAUCAUCCAGCGAUAAUUCUCAAGAGAGCCCAAAGCAAGAGAAGACAGUUAUGGAGGAAGGAAACAUAUCUGCAAACCCUGCUACCUAUCAAACAACCCUCACAUCCUUGACCUCCCACGCCUAUACUUGGGCUCGAAUCACGUUCCCGACUACCAUGACGGUUCUUCACAAUCUCCCCUUUGCCCUCGUUCCCUUUGCAUUCUGCAUGUUCAUCCUCGUCCAAGCCCUCGUGACAAAAGGCUGGGUACCCGUCUUUGCCCAUGGCUGGGACCACUGGGUCGAAAAGACGGGCACAGUUGGUGCGAUUGGCGGCAUGGGCUUUCUUGGUGUGAUCCUCUCCAACUUCGCAGGCACAAACAUCGGCACCACGAUCCUCCUCUCCCGCGUCAUCCAAACCUGGCAAGCCCUGCACGCCCUCCCGUCCUCCUCACGGCCCCCCAUCUCCGACCGCACCUUCUGGGCCACAGUCUAUAGCAUGGCGCUAGGCGUCAACUACGGUGCCUUUAGCCUUGCCUUCAGCGCCUCGCUGGCUGGCAUGCUAUGGCGCGAUAUUCUCGCGCGCAGGGGCAUACGAGUGCCAGGCGGAGAGUUUGCGAGGGUGAAUGCGCCGAUUGUGGGGGUGGCGAUGGUGGUCGGGUGUACGGUGUUGUUGGGGCAGGUUUACAUUGUUAGGGGCACUGGGCCGUAUGAUGGGUGA
This is a messenger RNA of Plenodomus lingam JN3, 2238 nucleotides long. Lineage: Eukaryota; Fungi; Ascomycota; Dothideomycetes; Pleosporales; Leptosphaeriaceae. The record is from RefSeq and is a predicted model, not a curated record.